AUGAUCUCCGAGUUCCAAUGCCCUUGUCAUGGAACAAUGAGAGGAUAUGUAGGAGACCAGUAUAAAACUUCGCGAGUGAUAUUUUAUCCUGGAGCUCAAUACGAAGGCAAUUGGAAAAGUAGUCAUAUGUGUGCCCAGCUUGCAGAUGGCAUACCUCUUUUCAAUGCCAUACACCCAAAUGCAGUAGCUGUCUUUCUUUUUGAUCAAAGCAGCAAUCAUAAAGCCUAUCCUGAAGACGCUCUUUUGGCACAAAACAUGAACUUGUGUGCAAUUGAAGUAAAAGACAGUGACUCAGGCCAGGGAAAAUUUUGUGACAGCUCAUUUUAUAAUAAAAAAUACAGAAAAUAUUUCAUUGGCCUUUGUGGCAUAUUACAGCAACGUUCUAUAUAUAGAAACGAAGCAGAGAGAUACUCUUUAAAACGUUCUUGCAAUAAUGUCGCAACAGCUGAUUCUAGAAGUUAUACAAUCCAUAUUAUGGAGAGACAACCAGACUUUGCCAACCAAAAAUCAGCACUCGAAGAAAUAGUUGAAGGCAGUGGACACAAAUUUGAACUGUAUCCAAAAUACCACUGUGAAUGUAAUUGGAUCGAAAGAUACUGGGGAGCAGCCAAGAAAGAAGCAUGA
Molecule: messenger RNA, 624 nt
Organism: Phycomyces blakesleeanus NRRL 1555(-)
Lineage: Eukaryota; Fungi; Mucoromycota; Mucoromycetes; Mucorales; Phycomycetaceae
Exons: 2
Coding region: 1-624 (207 amino acids)
Source: RefSeq, a predicted model, not a curated record